GCUUCCAGGAUCCUUGCAGCCAACAGGCAAUGAAAGUUCGUCCUAGCAUCCGUCACGUUAAAUUUUGCCGAGCCGGCGCAGAAAGAGCAUGUUCUUGGUUUCCCAUUCAUAUAGAUUUUUGGAUUCAGUUUGGUUCUUAUCGUUAGACGGAGCAGUUCAAUGGAUCAUCCGCUGGACGGUCACAGUUUGAUCAAACUUUAUUGAAGUGUCAGUGAUAGCUGUUGUUAAAAAAACAUGUUCAAAGUGGUUGAAAUGCGUUAAAAUAGUGAUUACGUUCGAUACAAGCGCAAAUUCUAUUUACAACAUUCAAUGGCGAUGGAGAUCUACAUGGAUUCGUGCAAUGCUAGAUGCUGGGUGUUUGCUUUCUUAUUAACCAGUGUAGCAUGUUACAAUAUAUCUUCCGACCGGCUACACAAUCUUAAUUUAAACCAUCAUUUAACAAAACUGCUUUGGAUGGUAGACUGGCGAGAGAAUGAAGUAUAUUUCCAUAUAAACAAUUCGUUCGAACAUGGAAAGUUCCCAACGUUUGGUAUAGGGUUUUCACAGCGUGGUGAACUAUCGCGUACGGAUUUUUGUGUGUUCUCCUCUGUGCAUAACCUGUACCAUCAGGUGUACGAUACGUAUACAUCCCGCGACAGUAAACACCUCUUCAUGGAUACGCUGCAGAAUUGUGACGUUAUUUACAUGGACGACAACUCUGUGGCGUUUCGACGUAAAUUCGACACCUGCGAUCCUCAAGAUGUUGUGUUUCACACCGGCACCAUGUACCUUGUGUGGUGGCGUACAGAUACACCGUUGGAAUGGAAAAACGAUUUCACCGUAAUGCCAAACACAAGCCUACAGAAUCAAGGUGUGCUACCGGUGCAGCUGCUGAGAGCCGAUAAGAUACGCAUUCAGGAGAAUGGGCAAGUUUUGAAGAAGAUUGAAGUACAUCUGGACCGUGUCGCGGUACCGGCAGUGGAGACAACGUACUGGUGCAAAAUACAGCGUCUUGAUCCGUGGCUGAUAGAUGCCAAGCAUCAUAUCGUGCAGUUCGAACCAAUAAUAGACAACGAGGAGCUGGUACACCAUAUGGAAGUGUUCCAGUGUGUUGCCAACAAAAUGGAGAUCCAUACAUACAACGGUCCAUGCUCCGAUAUGCCCGCAUCUGGACGGUUGUGUUCGAAGGUGAUGGCACUGUGGGCGAUGGGUGCUGGUUCGUUCACUUACCCGAAGGAAGCGGGACUACCGAUCGGUGGUAAAGAGUUUAAUCCCCACAUUCGUCUGGAAGUGCACUUCAACAAUCCGAAGCUAAAGUCCGGCGUCAUUGAUAGUUCCGGCAUGCGCAUCAACGUUGUGUCGAAGUUACGUCGCUAUGAUGCUGCUAUCAUGGAGCUGGGGCUGGAGUAUACGGAUAAAAUGGCCAUACCACCAGGGCAGAUAGCAUUUCCACUAUACGGGUAUUGUAUAGCCGAGUGUACACAGCUGGCACUGCCAAAAACAGGUAUCGUCAUAUUCGGCUCACAGCUUCAUACACAUUUGCGCGGUGUACGGGUUCUUACACGUCACUUUCGAGGAGCGGAAGAGCUUCCAUUAGUAAAUCGUGAUGACUUCUUCUCGCACCACUAUCAAGAGAUACGGCAGCUUCGUUAUAAGCCUCAUGUUCUGCCGGGUGAUGCUCUAGUUACAACAUGCUACUACGACACGCGCGGUUACAAAACUUUAACUCUUGGAGGCUUUUCAAUCAGCGAUGAGAUGUGUGUAAACUACAUUCAUUACUAUCCUGCAACGGCGCUGGAAGUAUGCAAAAGCUCCAUCUCCGAAAAGUCACUGCAUGAUUACUUUGACUACAUGAAGCAUGUUGAAAAGCAAAAUAUAUCCUCAGCAAGUGGUCCACGUUCGGCAAACUAUUUAUCGAUUGAUUGGGAUGCAACAAGGGUAAACGAACUUGUUGAUACGUAUCUUUCGAGCCCACUUAGUAUGCAAUGCAACCGAUCAGAUGGAAUGCGUUUCGAUGGCUUUGAAUGGGAAGAUGCGCCUAUAACAUCGUUCAAGCUUCCCGUACCCGCACCAAAACCGAGGAAGUGUAGCUCCGUUCCAUCUACACUGCGCUGGUUCAAAUCGUUGAACGAAGGGCUUUGUGAUAAUCUUGGCGAUUGCAUCUAUUCGGAGUCGAAAUUGAAGGAGUGAAGCAAUUUCAGUAAUAGUUUAUCGAACGACUGGAGGUCAAUAUUUAUUGUGUUGUAAAAUGAAAAUCUAAUUUGUGGCGGUAUGCAAGAAGUAGUCUUCGUUCAAUAUGUGUGAAUAAAGAAACGAAUACAAAAGUAUGUUAUAAUAACUAGCAAUUUAA
This is a messenger RNA of Anopheles funestus (African malaria mosquito), 2329 nucleotides long. It is a transcript of the gene Tbh, whose product is annotated as tyramine beta-hydroxylase. Gene Ontology annotation, biological process: octopamine biosynthetic process; dopamine catabolic process; norepinephrine biosynthetic process. The coding region runs from base 310 to 2169 and encodes 619 amino acids. The record is from RefSeq and is a predicted model, not a curated record. Gene Ontology annotation, molecular function: copper ion binding; dopamine beta-monooxygenase activity. Gene Ontology annotation, cellular component: secretory granule membrane. The transcript has 4 exons. Lineage: Eukaryota; Metazoa; Arthropoda; Insecta; Diptera; Culicidae.